AUGUCGUCGUCUCUUCUCGGACCGAACAAGACACAACAAAACUUUGUAGAUCCUUCCUCUAUCGUUGUAUCGGAGAAUGAAAGUGAACUUGAUAAGGCCAUCAAAGAGGAAGUAAUUUUGUGGUUCAAUUCGUUCAAAUCUCUGAAAACAAAUGCUACCAGAAGUGCUGUAGAGAGAAGUCAUCUCACUUCCGUUCUCAAAUUACCACGAGCUGAGCUCAUGAAAGUUAUGGUAAAUCUAAAUUUGGUCGAAUUAAACACUCAGGACAAGAUGAUCAUGUUUGAUCUUAAUGAUUCGAUAUUUACAAUUAUUUAUCCUGAAACGUACAAGCCAGCAGAAGGAGAGGGAUUGAUGGUUACGUCAGGUGACCCCAUACUGGAGAAAGUAGUUGCAAAAGCUAAUCGGUUCAUUCAAAGAGACCACGCAAGCAUGGGAUCACCAAGUAUUGCAAUCAGCGUAUUGCUUUCAAAAAUUGUUGAAAUAUUUGUUUCAAAAUCAUUCGAAACAUUGACUCCUGGUGUUUUAAAUGCCACAGACGAUUUAUUUAGCAAGAAAUUACAAGAAUUGAACAAUAAUCAAGAUGACAUAGAAGAAGACGAAGAUGAUGGCAUUAUUCAAACACCAACACCUCAAAAAGUUCACAUUGGAGAACAAAAGAAUAUUUUCGAUAUGCAUUUCGAGAAGGAUUUGAGUGAAUUAAUUGAAAAACUUCAAAACAUUAGCCAAGAUGACGACUUUGAAAUGUUUAGAAAUGCUUGGGGUACCUUGACCUCACAAUACAUUGAGUACUCUUUAACUGCCAAGAAACGUAUUUUAACUGAAUUGAAAUUAAUUAAUCCUGUCAACGGUAGAAAUGGAUGGAGAGUUGAUUUGGUUGACGGAAAUAUUUAUGUUUGGACUGUCUCACUAUUCAACUUUCCUACCACUUCAUCGAUUGCUUCUGGAUUGAAAAGCUUUAGAGAAAAAUAUCAAUUUGGCUCUGAUGAAGUUGUUCUCGAAAUUAGAUUUGGGAACUAUCCUGAUGAACCUCCUCAUUUACGAAUAGUUUCACCUAGAAUCCAAUAUUUGACAGGGUUAGUGAGAUUUGAUGGAACUAUUUGUCCCGAGUUUAUGACAAAGGCAAACUGGAACGAAAACAAAUUUUUGACCAUUGAAUCUAUAAUUUCAAAAGUCAAAAAUAUUCUUAUUGACCAUGACGCAAAGGUAGAUCUUCGAACAUUUAAGAGUUAUGAUGUUAAAAAUGCAUUGAAUAGCUAUGUGAGACAAAUGAGAGUUCUUUCAAUUCCAUCUAGCAACAAGUUCAAAGAGAAAUAUUUUAUCUUUUCUUCUGCUUUCAGUAAACGAUGCUUUGAUGUCUCUGUCAACUUGAAAGCAUUGGAAAAAGGUAAUAAGGUUCUUUUACCAAGCGAAGCUGCUUCCAAGAUUUUUGAAGAUCCAAAUGUUGAGCUACCGUUAAUUUUUGAAAUAGAGACAAGACAUAGCCAAAAGAUAUAUUGUGGUGUGAAUGAAUUUUCGGCUCCCACUGGACAGAUUAUCGUACCAGAAUGGAUGUUCAAUUCUUUAUUCAUUACCGAAGGGUCUAAAGUUUUAGUACGAUGUGUCUCACUUCCUCCAGCUUCUAGUCUCAAAAUUCAACCACACAGUAAGGAUUUCUACAAUAUUAAGAAUUACAAGGAGGUGCUGGAAAAUACUUUGUCUCAAUAUAGUUGUGUCACUGAAGGACAGUCUUUGCAAGUAUAUGAUGAUGACAAUAAUGUGCAUAUGAUUGAAAUUAUUGAAACUCAACCACAGCCUGCUGUUAGUGUUUUGUCAAACGGAGGCUUUUUGGAGGUUGAAAUAGAUUUUGUUCCUGCUAUUGACUUGGAUGACCCUCAAGAGCUCGCUCAAAUGCAAGAAAAGGAACGAGAGAACAGAAUUCAGAAACAUGAGAAAUUAAAGCAAGACGUGAUUAAGCAAACUCUCAAAGAAAGACAAACAAAGAAAGAAUUUGUAAAGAACGUUUUAUCGAAUACUGCCAACGAUAAGACUGUGCUAGUCAAAUUCAAGUUCCCAGAUUCCUCUUCAUGUAGUCAAAAAUUCCCAGUCACUGCCUCAUGUCUUGCAUUGUAUCAGUAUAUCGAAUGCCUUGAUGAAACAGGUGUAUGGAAACCCUUACCAUAUUCGACCAGCAAAGAGUUGUCAUUAUCUACCACGUUCCCUAAAAUUGAUAUUCCAUGCAAUGAGAAAAUCUCGCUACAGAGUUCUGGUAUCGUUGGGCAAGCAACUGUUGUCAUUUCUGAGACUGACCUAUUUCCGAAUAGUUCUGAAUGUUAA
Molecule: messenger RNA, 2313 nt
Organism: Naegleria fowleri
Lineage: Eukaryota; Heterolobosea; Eutetramitea; Acrasida; Naegleriidae
Exons: 4
Coding region: 1-2313 (770 amino acids)
Cellular component (GO): VCP-NPL4-UFD1 AAA ATPase complex
Molecular function (GO): polyubiquitin modification-dependent protein binding
Source: RefSeq, a predicted model, not a curated record